AUGGACCGUGGCCUAUACAACAUAGUUGUUCUUCUCGAUUUAAAGAAAUCCUUCGAUACUGUCAACCAUGAAAUUCUUUUACGUAUUUCGAACAGUAUAGCUUUGGUAAUAAAGCCCUAGAUUUACUAAGUAAUUACUUAACAAAUCGAACACAGAGAUGUCAGCUAAAUGGAAUGCUUUCAGAUCAGAGAGGAAUAACUUGCGGCAUCCCUCAAGGAAGUAUACUUGGCCCUCUUCUGUUUAUUAUCUAUAUAAAUGAUUUGUCAAAUUGUCUUAAACGUACAACACCAAGGAUGUUUGCAGAUGAUACCAGCCUUACAGCUGUGGGCAAAACAUUAAAUGAAGCAGAAAAGAUAGCGAAUAAGGACUUGAAAAAUGUUAAAGUGUGGUUGUCUUCAAACAAACUUAGCUUAAAUAUUGCGAAAACGGAAUAUAUUUUGAUUGGAUCACGCCCUAAGAUUAAUAGCAUGGACAUCUCUUGAAGAACGUAGAGCAUUAAUGAAGGCCAAACUCAUGUACAAAACAGUAAAUCAAUUAGCUCCACAAAGACUGUAACAUUUUCCAAUUUUCCAACACUGUUAAUAGUUAUAAUCUAAGAGGUUCUUCAACUGGGCUUUUUAUUCCAAGGCCCAGGACAGAAUUUUUUUUAAAUAGUUUCAGUUACAAUGGGGCUAAAUUAUGAAAUAGAAUACCAGAAAAUAUACGAAAUUCGAUAUCUUACAACUCGUUUUGUAAGUAGUUUAUAGUUGAGCGAGUAUUUAAUAGCAUUUAUAUAAUAAUAGUUUGUAUGUAUUAAUAAAUUAGUCUUAAAAUUGUAACAGUUAGCCAGCACACCUCUCAUGGAAAUCAGCUUAGUGUUGAAUGAGAUUAGUGUGCCUAAAUAAAGUUGAUCUAUCUAUCUAUCUAUCUAUAUCUUCAAUCUCUACCCGAGUUAUACCAAAACUUUAUCAGCGGCUUGCGCUUGUCUCUUGUAGAUACAAUUUUCAAGCCGCAAGUAUAGAUAUAUUUUCUGUUCGACUUCUUAUUGUUUCAGACAUCGUUAUGUAUAUUUUACAGCAAAAUCCCAGAGGAAACGUGGUUUAAAUACAAGCAACAGUAAACCUGAAGACUCGCUACAGAUUAACGUCCCUAGUGAUAUUGGUGUGGUGAUAGCUGAAGAAGCUAAGAAUGUGGGACAGCAAUUGAGAAUGUAAGUUUAAUUAGUUUGUUGGGGGGGGGUAUAGGUAGACUUCAUAUAUCCUAUAGUGUUGGCCGAAUUUUGCGCGAUGCUGCUGUGGGGGCACCUCCCCUGAGAUUUGUUCCACCUCCUUUGGAAACUCAUGCACUUCCUCUUGAAAAAGUUAAAUGAUGGGUCAAAGUCAAAAUUUGACUCAAACUUCACACAGAGAUGAUGAUCCGUAUCCCAACGGAUUCAUCUCUUUUUUCUCUUGAUCUUGAGAGUACGUACAAGGGAAUAUAGGCAUACUAAAUAUAAACUUUACUUGGAGGCGAAAAGUUUUAUUUGAAGGCCACCGCAUGUUAGUACUGUUUCUGGUUCCAACUUUUGUCCUACUUUUGUCCUAUAUUUUUCCUACUCUAUUCCUGCAUUUCCUAAAAUGCUAGCUAACCCUAUUUUAUAAGUAUGCCAGCUAGAUUUAAAGAUUAAUGUUUUCUUCGUGACUUCGGCACAUCUAAAUUUUUACCCUUUUACACGAUAUAAAACGGAAAUUCGUCAAUUUUUUUCGCCACAAAUAAAUGUAAAACAGUCAAGAUGGUUGAUAACACCAGGAUUGAAUACUUGGUAUUAUAGCCAAAAAAUAAAAAAUAAUAAUUUCUUGGUUUUACGCCCGGGUAUAACUCAAAUUUGCCGCUAUUUGCAAGCUUCAAUUUAUCCCUUUCGUUUGCCUGAAAUUUUCCCACAAUACCUACUCUUCAUGAUUCUUCUGUGUUGGUGUAAUGUACUCAGGUGAAUAUGAUGUUGUGAUGUUACUCUGAAUGUAUAUCCACACCGGGCAAGCUUGAAAAAUAUGCCUGACCACCGUGGGAAUCGAACCUACGACCUUUGGAAUACUAGUCCAAUAUGCUCUGCCAACUGAGCUACGCGGUCUGGUCUGUUCGAGUAUGUGAUAUUUCGGAACAGAAUCUAGUUCCUGCAAUAUCAAUGUUAUCUAAUAAUAAUCAUGAUUUUUCUGUGUUGGUGUAAUGUAGUCAGGUGAAUAUGAUGCUUGUGAUGUUUCUCUGAGUGUAUAUCCACACCGGGCAAGCUUGAAAAAUAUGCCUGAACACGGUGGGAAUCGAACCUACGACCUUUGGAAUACUAUCCCAGCUCCACGUAGCUCAGUUGGCAGGGCAUUGGGCUAGUGUUCCAAAGGUUGUAGGUUCGAUUCCCACCGUGGUCAGGCAUAUUUUUCAAGCUUGCGCGGUGUGGAUAUACACUCAGAGUAACAUCACAAGCAUCGUACCUACUCUACUCUUAUAAUCUCUAUCAUAAACCUGAUUUACUGUAUUUACAUUCAUCACAGAAUUUAUAAAUUAUUUUUGUGUUUUCUUUUCCUCAUCGUGCAGUAGUUCCCAGUCGGCGAAGUGCACAAAUGUUCACAGAGCAAAAGAAAGUCAGUCGACUGUUCCAAAUGAUCCCACGAGUUCCCCGCGUAAUGCAACCGCUCUGGAGAACAACAGGGAAGUUAACCAUGUCGAGUUAACUGGUGGUAUUCACAGUACAAGUAAACAGCAGAAUAUUCCAACUGAUGGCAUAAUAAUGGAGCAAUUGGCAGGCAUCCAAGGUGCUAUGGAUGUUAUGGAAAAUCCCGAAGUCAAUGAUGAGGAGGAAAAUUUGUCUCUGUUAAUGAAUGUUAUAGAAAGUGAAGGUUUGAGCAGUGUUCUUAGUGACAUGGCCAGGAAUCUUGUGAGAUAG
Paramuricea clavata is the source of this 2893-nucleotide messenger RNA. Lineage: Eukaryota; Metazoa; Cnidaria; Anthozoa; Malacalcyonacea; Plexauridae. The record is from the annotation of a GenBank genome assembly.